UAUUUCUACUGCGAAGACGGUCAAUCGACAGCAAGAGAUUCUCUGAAGAGCUGCUGAGCUGAAUCUCGGUUUUUGUUGUAACGUGAAAAAGAAAAGCGAAAAAAAUCUGCUCAUCGCACCUCUUCGUUACGUUGGCAGUCACAGUCAUUCCUCUUGAUCACGGCUAGUCAGACGACCGCAUUUUUCGCAGCACUCGCUUCGGAGUAGAUUCCGUUCCUCGAUUGUGACAUCGAUUCGUUGUUCCGCAUCGGGAGAGUGAAAGUAAAUAAUAGUGCAAAAGCACACUGCUGAAAAGUUCCGUUCCUGUGAUUGGGGAUAUAUGUACGGGAAUUUUAUCCGGUGAAAUCAAGGAACAAAAAGUGUUAACGGAGAAAGGAGAAGAGAAAUUUUUGUUCGAUCUCGAUCAAAAAAGCAUCACCCAUCGUGAGUGGAUUACAUUUCGUUCGAGUGAAACUGCUUGCUGACGUAAUUCGGAUAAGUUUAUCUCCGCGACUCUGAUUCAGUUCAGUAUCGAAAGAAUCUCCUGCCUCACCGAGAUUAUUGCACGCAGGCUGGUACCUGAGCAGACAACUAUUAUCAUCGGGAGUUCUCGGCUAACAUCCAGAAAGGAGGCAGAUAACCAGCGGACCACGACGACCAAGUGUUUCAGUAUUCGACACUUCCGAGCGGAGAAUGAGUCGCGAGUUGAUCGCGGCGACGUUGACUGAAAUCGUGGUGUGAUCGCUUAACAAAACCCGGGAAAAGUGGAAUUUGAAAAUCAGUUUUCAAGCAGAAAUAUAAAGUGAGUGUUGGGCAUAAGAAGAAGAAAAAGUGCGAAUUAUCUAAAUUCGUGGGAGCAAGAAGAAAAAAGCUCGGGAAUAGUCAUUCUGUACAAGUGGAUAAGUGUUGGUGUAGUUGUUAUCUGUUGUAAUCCAGCUAAAAGAAGGGAGAAGUAGUGUAAUUAGCGGCUAGGGGAUAUAUUCCCAAUCAAUCAUUCAUACCAUUCAUACCAGUUCGUGAAACAUUGUCAACAUUAGUUCGUCCAAAAUGUUCAUCGAGGAGGAUGCUCACAUGGAAAGCUUCUGGGUGCAGACGGCGAUCGGAGCGAUCAAAAUCAUCGCCAUGGUGUACGACAUCAUCACGUUCCCGGUAUACCUGGUGCUGCAGCGGCCCUGGAAGCGAAGAGCCCUCGCCAAACGACAGAAGGCCAAAAUCAUUCAGCAGGAUGCCACAUCAAUCACAUACCGUGGCGUGGAUCCACCCGGCGAAAUGCACGUCAAGAUGCUCCAGAACAACAUCGACACCCUGGAACGGAUGUUCGAGUUCGUUACCAAAGUUCACAGCACCAAGCGGUGCAUCGGAACGCGCAAAAUCAUCAGCGAAGAGGAUGAGAUGCAACCGAAUGGGCGGGUAUUCAAAAAGUUCAACAUGGGUGACUACAUGUGGAGAAGUUUCAUCGAGACGGAAUACGCGGCCGCUUGCUUCGGCCGGGGUCUGCGGGAACUAGGCCAGCAACCACGGCAGAACAUUGUGAUCUUUGCCGAAACGCGGGCCGAAUGGCUGAUCGCGGCGCACGGGUGCUUUAAGCAGAACAUGCCCCUGGUUACGAUCUAUGCCACGCUCGGUGACGAGGGUAUCGCGCACGGUAUCAACGAGACGGAAGUGACGACGGUCAUCACCUCGCACGAACUGCUGCCCAAGUUCAAGUCGGUGCUGAACAUCACACCGAACGUGAAGAAGAUCAUCUUCAUGGAAGACCAGCUGCACAAAACAGAAACCACCGGGUUCAAGGAGGGAGUGGAGAUCAUCCCGUUCUCGACGGUGGUCGAGAAGGGCGAGAAGAGCAAAAUGCCUGGAUGUUCCCCAACACCCGACGACACGGCCAUCAUCAUGUACACGUCCGGCUCUACCGGUACCCCGAAGGGUGUCCUGCUGUCGCACUCCAACUGCAUUGGAACCAUGAAGAACUUCUGCGACAUCUUCAAGAUCUACCCGGACGAUGUGCUGAUCGGAUUCCUGCCCUUGGCGCACGUGUUCGAACUGUUGGCCGAAAGUGUGUGCCUGCUGACCGGUGUCCCAAUCGGAUACUCCACCGCUCUGACGCUGAUCGACUCCAGCUCGAAGGUUAUGAAGGGUUGCAAGGGUGAUGCCUCUGUGCUGCGGCCGACCUGUAUGACGUCCGUUCCGCUCAUCCUGGAUCGUAUCUCGAAAGGAAUCAACGCUAAGGUGAACGCCGAAACUCCAAUGAAGAAGGCCUUCUUCAAGUUUGCCUACCAGUACAAGUCGAAAUGGGUUGCCCGAGGUUAUCAGACGCCAUUCCUGGACAAAAUUCUGUUCAAGAAGAUUGCCAAGCUGAUGGGCGGACGCAUCCGCGGCGUUAUGUCCGGAGGUGCCCCCCUGGCUGCCGAUACCCACGAACAAAUUCAGCUGUGCUUGUGCGUCGAAAUGAUCCAGGGCUACGGACUGACGGAAACGACUGCCGGAGCUGCCGUGACAGACAAAUUCUCCAUGGAGUACAACGUGGUGGGAGCGCCUUCGUCGUGCAACUACAUCCGGCUGAUCAACUGGGAGGAAGGCAACUAUCGCGUCACGAACAAACCGUACCCGCAGGGAGAGAUCGUCGUCGGUGGAGCGACCGUUUCCAAGGGCUACUACAAACUGCCCGGCAAAACCGAGGAGGAAUUCUUCGAGGAAGACGGCCAACGGUGGUUCCGCACCGGAGAUAUCGGCGAGGUGCACCACGAUGGCGUGCUCAAGAUUAUUGAUCGUAAGAAGGAUCUGGUCAAGCUGCAGGCCGGCGAGUACGUAUCCCUGGGCAAGGUGGAAUCGGAACUGAAGACCUGCCCGGUGGUGGAGAACAUCUGCGUGUACGGUGACUCGACGAAGCAGCACACGGUGGCGCUGAUUGUGCCGAACCCGCAGCACCUGGACGAGAUUGCCGAGCGGCAAGGACUCAAGGGUAUGGAGUUCGAGGAGCUGUGUACGUCCCCAGUCAUGGAGAAGGCCGUUGUGCAGGAGCUGGCCGAACAUGGCAAGAAAUGUAAACUACACCGCUUCGAGAUCCCAACCGUGGUAACACUCUGCAAGGACAUCUGGACCCCGGACAUGGGCCUGGUAACGGCGGCAUUCAAGCUCAAGCGCAAGGACAUCCAGGAACGGUACAAGAACGAAAUCAGCCGGAUGUACGCGUCGUAGAUUUCCUCCCGGAGCCCUCGAGAGAGAAUCCUAGCUGUAGCACCUGUUACCCCCAGAUUUGAGAUUUCUAAGGAAAUGCCUGAUGCCUCGAAUCCCGAGGGUAGCAACCCUGCAGCAAAAUCCAAAACCAUCAUUCAUCAUCCCCCCCCUCCCCCACAAUACAUCCCAGUAUGUAAAACAAUGUACUAGACCAUUAAAGUAACCAAUUGUCCGGUUCGAUUCCGGUGUAAAAUCGAUGUUAUGUACAGAACAGCUGAUUCGCAUAGGAAAGCUAGUGUUUUUGGCAAUGUUUGUCAAAUUUGUUGCCCGUAUUACCUAUUUGUUAGGUCAAAAUUACCUAUAUUCGAAUAUUUUUUCCUACGCUUUCCCAUUGAGUUUUCUUUCCUUGUUUUGUUUUCUCGUUCAUGUUUCGUCCCCAAAAGUACGAGCAAGAAUAAAAACACUAAUGUGAAUAACACUUUCCGAAAGGAGCACUUUUCUUUUCUGCUUUUUGUACUAUCCACCGUACUGUUUCAGAUGAACAAAAAAAAUGUCUUCUAUCCCUGUACUUUAUAAGCUAAAAUGUGAAAUGAAUGUGUGUGAGUGCGAUUCACGUCUGUAAGGAACUACUCUGUGGUCCCAAGAUGAAGCAGCAAACAGUUUAGAUAAGACAAAGGCUAGAUAUUGUUAUAUUUGGUGGUGAUAAGCACCUUCUUAAAAAGUGGUAGGGAUCUAGGAGUUAGGAACCAAUAAAUUGAAGCCCGGAUGAGCGAAUGGAAGGGUUCAGGAUUGAAUCCCCUUCGGAACCGCUUCCGAGUGAAUGCGAGUGGAAGAUUGUGGCAGAGCAGUCCUCAAAAAGAAAGCUAUUCCAUUCAAUUUACCUACUUUGUAUAUAUAUUAGAACGAGUGCGACUCUAUUAAAAGACUUGUGAGAGGAGGAAGUGAAAAAGGGAAGAACUUAUCGUAAAGUGAACGAACCAACAAGGUAAACAAGGCGCAAGGAGUCUGAUUAGUUUAGUGGUAGUUAAUUCUGCUUGGAAGGUGGGUCGCAAAUUGUAGAAUUUGAGCUGUAAAACUCUUUCAAAGUUACUCUUUUGUAAAUAGACUUAUACUUGAUUCCUUCUCCUAAAAGGAAAAUUUCAAUUCAAUUAUCGAAACAAAAAUGUGGCACACGCUAUCCCACCAUCGGCAGUAUAACGAAUGGCGCUAUAAUUUUAGCGAAGCGGCGGCUAGUGAAACGCUUCUUGUUUUCUUACGUUGAUAGCCAGAGGGCCGCAAGGACCGUCGAGUCGAGAGGCGCCUCGGCUAAAUCAUCCAAAUGUAGUCACGUGAAAAAAUGCAAUGCAAUUUUAUUGAUUUAUCCAAAUGCAAAAUUCCUAUCAGCCGAAGCAAUCUUUUGUACCAUUGAUUAUUAGAAAACUAUACGUAUUUAUUACAAUUUUGUUUAUUUUUCAUUAUUUACAUUUGUAUCUGGUUUCGCCGGUUUCGCGCCCACAAAACUAUACCAAUUGGACAAAGUGGGUCAAAGGACGAAACAAUAAAACAACACAACCAUUGAAAACAAUAAUAAGAGGAAUUAGUUGUUAAAAGGUAUCCUGGAAAAGUAAAAAACUAAGAAAACAAAGCAAACAGUGAAGGAAACUAGUAAGUAAUUUAAUUAAUUCAAACAGAACAAAAACCGAAAUCUAUAAUGGUGAAGAAUAAAGAGAAGCAGAACUGUGAAAAA
This is a messenger RNA of Aedes aegypti (yellow fever mosquito), 4879 nucleotides long. RefSeq names its product long-chain-fatty-acid--CoA ligase 4 (gene Acsl). The transcript is spliced from 11 exons. The coding region runs from base 1027 to 3174 and encodes 715 amino acids. Gene Ontology annotation, cellular component: lipid droplet; plasma membrane; endoplasmic reticulum. NCBI's taxonomy places the organism in Eukaryota, Metazoa, Arthropoda, Insecta, Diptera, Culicidae. Gene Ontology annotation, molecular function: palmitoyl-CoA ligase activity. The record is from RefSeq and is a predicted model, not a curated record. Gene Ontology annotation, biological process: long-chain fatty-acyl-CoA metabolic process; neuron differentiation; long-chain fatty acid metabolic process.